Molecule: messenger RNA, 2067 nt
Organism: Sclerotinia trifoliorum
Lineage: Eukaryota; Fungi; Ascomycota; Leotiomycetes; Helotiales; Sclerotiniaceae
Source: the annotation of a GenBank genome assembly
CAAUAAAUAGAUUCCACACCUUCCCUUUGAACAUCCACCUUCCACCACAAAAACCACAAUCAUGGCGGAUUCUACUGCUCCAGAAGUUGCGCAAGAAGGGCCAUCUAAGAGCGCCUUGAAAAAGGCUGCCAAAGAAGCAAAAAUGGCCGCAGAUAAAGCCGCAAAAGCUGCCAAAAAUACAGCGCUUCCGCUGGGGGGUAAGAAAACAGAUGAUAUUAUUGGUAUCACAGUCAAGAAGUCGGAAGAUUUCUCGCAAUGGUAUCAGGAGGUAGUAUUGAAAGCAGAGAUGAUCGAGUAUUAUAAUGAAAUCUCUGGUUUCUUUAUUUUACGUCCCCAAUCUAUGUUUAUCUGGAAUCAGAUUCGAAGUUGGUUUCAAGCGCAAAUUGAGACACUUGAUGUAGAGGAGGCUAGUUUUCCAAUGUUCUUAUCUUCAAAGUCAUUAGAGAAAGAGAAGGACCAUGUUGAGGGUUUUGCUCCCGAGCUUGCUUGGGUUACCAAGGCGUGAGUUUCGUCGUUAUCUUGUUCCCAUUCUACCCUACUGUACUAACUGCAAUAAAGUGGUGAUAAAGACCUCGAAGUCCCUGUCGCAGUUCGUCCUACUUCUGAAGCUGUCAUGUACCCAUACUACUCGAAAUGGAUCCGAAGUCAUCGUGACCUUCCUUUGCGAUUGAAUCAGUGGAACAGUGUUGUUCGUUGGGAGGCCAAACAAACAACUCCAUUCUUGAGAGCUAGAGAAUUCUUAUGGCAAGAAGGACAUACCGCACAUCUUACAGAAAAACUCGCUGGCGAGGAAGUUCUUCAGAUCCUUGAGUUUUAUGCCGGUGUCUACGAACAAUUAUUGGCAGUUCCAGUUGUUCGUGGUCGCAAAACCGAGAAGGAGAAGUUUGCAGGAGGAUAUUAUACUACCACAGUUGAAGGAUAUAUUCCAUCUAAUGGACGUGGUAUUCAAGGUGCUACUUCUCACUGCCUCGGUCAAAACUUUAGUAAGAUGUUCGAUAUUACUGUCGAGGACCCAACUCCAAAAAAUGGCGAAAAGGCUGGUCAUCUUCACGUCUGGCAAAACUCUUGGGGUCUUUCGACUCGUGUUAUCGGUGUCAUGGUCAUGAUUCACGGUGAUGACAAAGGGCUUGUUCUUCCACCACGAAUCGCAAAACUCCAAGCAAUCAUCAUCCCAGUAGGCAUCACAAAUAAAACUACCCCUGAAGAAAAAGCCAAGAGAUACGAUGAGCUCCAAUCUAUCAAGGAUACUCUCAAAAAAGCCGGUGUCCGCGCCGAUUACGAUAUCCGCGAUGGAUAUACCCCAGCCUGGAAAUUCAAUGAUUGGGAAUUGAAGGGAGUUCCUCUCCGUCUUGAAUAUGGACCGAGAGAUGCCGCCCAAGAAGUCGUCUCUUACGCUCGUCGUGAUACCGGUGAGAAAGGCACGAUUUCUAUUGCAAAUCUUUCGACCGAAAUCCCAGCACUCCUCGAAACCAUCCAAAGCUCUCUCUAUAUUAAGGCCGAAGCAUCAUUCAGAGCCCAUCGACUCGUCAUCAACGAGUGGAGCGAAGUCGUCCCUGCACUUGAUGCCAAGAAUGUAGUCCUUAUCCCAUCCUGCUUGGGCGAAAAGUGCGAAGAUAAGAUUAAGGACUUGACGAAGGGCGGUGCUAGUGAAGAAGUCGGACCUGAUGGAAGGAAGGUUCCCACGAUGGGAAUGAAGAGUUUGUGUAUUCCAUUUGAGCAACCAGAAGGCCUUGUCAAGGGUGAAACGAAAUGUUUGAACCCAGAGUGUGGAGUCUUGGCAGAGAAAUAUUGUAUGUACGGAAGAAGUUAUUAGAUUUUGCAAAUUGAUAGGACGGGGGAGUUUGGAGAAAGAGACAAGACGCAUGGUUGAAUGGAAGGAGUUUGAUGAAUGAUGAUCAAGAUGGAUAUGUCAACCAGAGCUCAAUGAUUAGAUGGCGAAAAAGAGUUUGUGAGUUAUUUUUCGUACUAGUUUUAGAGCGUCAAGUUGCUUUUCAAGACAAUGCAAGAAAGAAAGAAAUGAAUACAACUUCAAUAUCUCUCCAAGGUCAUCUUACAGUACUUCAAUAU